This is a messenger RNA of Toxoplasma gondii ME49, 5369 nucleotides long. RefSeq lists its product as hypothetical. The record is from RefSeq and is a predicted model, not a curated record. NCBI's taxonomy places the organism in Eukaryota, Apicomplexa, Conoidasida, Eucoccidiorida, Sarcocystidae. Bases 1095 to 4058 code for a protein of 987 amino acids. The transcript has a single exon.
CAGUUGCACGCGCGUUUCCACUGUACGUGCAAUUCUGGACUCGGAUUUUUCUUCAACGAACCGGUCCCACCACUUUCGGCGAGAAGGUCUCGGUCGGUUCUUCUUUUUUCUGUCGAGGAAAGAGGGGUUGAAACAGCUGAACCACUCAACGCAGGCGAAGAAAAAUCGCCUUCAAAGACAGGAUCGUUUUUCGAGCCGACACGUGCACUCGGGAAGGUCGAUAACACGAGCGUUUUUAGUCUUUCUCCAGCGAGUAGCGGGACGGUUGUAAAUGCGGCGGCACUCUAUGUUUUUUGGAAUUCCUUUUUAUCGAAAGAAACCUCCGCUUUUGCAGACCCGAUCCCCUCUUUUGAACGGGCUUUCGCCUUCCUUUCGUGUACAGUGUACGCUUCCGACAUCCUCCUGUCUCCGGUCUUCUUUUCUCCUUUUUUCCGCUACCCUUGAAAAGCCGUCCGCGUCGUUUUUUUUCCGACGCCGUCCUUCUCUCUCUGGACGUUUUGUGAGGUUUCGUUCGCGUUUCCCUUGCUUGUCCCCUUCGAUUAUUCAACUUUCCGGUCUCUCCGGAGCACCAUUCUCUAGACGAGACACCCCCCUGUCGUCUGUGUGGCGUGUGUCGGCACCACAACAGGUUCGCACUGUGUUGUUUUCCGCGUUUCUUCCCUCUGACACGCUCACUGGGAAUGACUUCGGCUUUCUUCUUCUGGAACGCUUUUCAGAGAUGAGGGCUAGGUUUCCUUUAAAGGUUUUCUCUGUAAAAAGAGAGACAUGGAGGCUGCUCAGCUGCCCGGGGCACUGUCUCUUUUAGCGCAGGAGUCCCAUGCACUCCUCGAUUUGUGGUGUCUUUUGUGUCCGGUGAGACUCGCGCUCUUUUUGCUUUCCCUUUUUUGCGCAGAACCUUCGCCAACUCGUCCCUCGCUGUGUUUGGGCCCUUGUGUUCGUGAGUCUAACUUUUUUUAGGAGGCCUUCCUUCUCGUUCUAACGCCGCGUGUCGCCCGUACCGCUUCAUUUUCUUUCUUUUGUCUCUCUUCUCCUGUCUCCUGUCCAUCUCUCCCUUCUUCGCGACUGGAGCCUUUCAGUCUGUGACCUCUGCCAGCAUGGGGUGCGAGCCUGACUGCCCUGCAGUCUCUGGACUCGCUUCUGUGCCCCCCGUCUCGCCAACUGUCGUUUCGUCUCCUCUCGCCAAUGCAGAGAGAUCGCCUGGGCCGGUCGCUUUUUCAGGCUGUGCACCGAGCGCGCCGCCGACGAUGGAGGCCGCCGCGCGCAGCGAGGACCCCGUCGGUUCCACUCUCUCGCAGGGCGACCGCGGAGACACGUCGCCUGCUUCGCUGUCCCCCCGUUUUCUCGCCGCGCGCGGCAAAGGCGGCAAGAGCUCGAGCUUCGUCGAGGAGGCGCCUCCUGCUUCCGCGGCUCGCGCCGUCGUCCUAGGGUGUUUCUGGGGCUGUCUCCGGAAGGUCUUCUCGCGUACUCGGUGGCAUUACCUCUUCUUCAUCUCGCUCUACUCGGUGCUGAUCGGCCCGCUGUACCUGAACUGGGCGCCCCUACGCCAAGUGCUCUUCCGCAGCGGCGCAUACAGCUGGGAGUGCGACGCGGCCGAGACCGACCCGACGUCUCUGGUGUACGUCCACCCGCAGCACGACACCUGCGUCCAGCAGCGGCUGCGCGUCGGUCACUUGUUCACGGUGUGUGCGGCGGCGGACUACGGCUUCUCCUUCUUCGGAGGCCUGGUGAUGGAUGUGCUUGGCCCGAAGGUCGCCUCGCUCCUCGGCUCCUCCCUCAUGCUCUCAGGUUGGCUGUUGAUUGCUGUCUCCACGGAGGCAGUUCAAGUGCUCGUCCCCGGCUUCGUCCUCUUCGGUCUCGGGAUCGACAUGGCCUUCUACGGCACACUGUCUGUCGCCGCGCUCUUUCCUGGCCACGAGAACGCAGUCAUGGCUGUGGUUGUGGCGAUGCGAGCCCUGUCCUACAUGACCCCGGUGGUCCUCGACAGCCUCGUCGACUCGUUUCCCCACCUCGCGGUCAUGCUCGGCUUCGGCUUGCUGGGUCUCCUCCCCGCUGUCCUCAUCGCACUCGUCUACGCGCCCUGGAAACCUUUUCCAAAGGCUUCCAAAGUCCCCGCCGCUCCACACGGAGACACGCCCUUCGGAGACUCCCCACACAGAGACGCGUCUCUGUCCGCCUUGGGCAGGUCCUCCUCCGACCUCGCGAGUUUCUCCAUUCGCCGCAGCUCCGCGGGGGUCUGCUGCGCGUCCUGCGGGCGGCCGCUGGCGCCGGAGACCGAGUCUCUGCCACCAGAGAGACUUCACGAGGAAGAGAGUUUCUCAGCCGCGAACCGCGUCUGCGCCACGGAGACUGGCUCGGUGGGGUCUCCCUACAUCGGGGCGCGUCGGGGACUCAGCGGACACUCUGCAGGCCAGUUGGCCCUGCGGUGUCGGGCAUGCAGGGGCAGUGAGGGAUUCCCGGAGGGCGGCUUGGUCGGAGAGCUCUCUGCAGACUUGAGCGACGAACAGAGACUCCUCGAGCAGCAUCUGGGUCAGUUCGCAGGUCGCGGCGCGGCAGCAGAGGGCGCGCUCGCCGCCGCCGCCGUCGCCGUCCGGCUUAUAAGCGGAGAGUCCUCGCUCGUGGGGCCGCCAGCGGUGCUCGGAGAAAGCCGCGAAGACCGCGAGGAGCGCGGGAGAUCUUUGAGAGAACGGGUGGAAGACGAAGAACGGCGAACAAGUGCAGAAGUGCCGAGGAAAAUCUCCAUUCGGGAGCUGGCAGGCAGAGGCGACGGCGGUGGGGGCCUCGAGGAUAAGGCAGCGGCGGUGCGCGAGAGUGGAGACGAGAACGGAACGAAAGACUCGACGACGCGAUUCCUCGAGGCUGCCGAGCACGCUGGAUCGAGAGGUGAAGGAUGUGGCGGGGUCGGCAGGAAGGAUUCGAGACUGAAUGUCGGGUAUGCCGGGGAGAAGGUUUCUGGUGGCGAGGCAGGUGCAGAGAAAGAGAAAGACGCAGGCAAAUCGGGGGUCUCUCUGAGUCUUGCAAGUGCUCCGAGAAGGAUGAGCGCGAACAGCAGCGCGUUUUCCACUCGCCAGGCACCCGCGGGUCUGAGGUGUACAGACAGCCGAGAAGAGCGGCUCGGAAGCGGAGCACUUGUGUACAGCCGUCGUCCGUCUUCUGCGCUCUCUUCUUACUCGAUGGCGUCCGCGACUUCGGUUGAAAGGGCUCCGAGUCUGCGGCAUUAUCCACGCACCUGUCGAGGGCGGCUCGGCUUUCUCCGAGACACGCUGAAGACUCAUCCGUACGUGGUGGACAGCGGGGCGUUCGUGCGAGACUUCAUUUGCUCGCCAAUGUACCUCCCAGUUGUCCCGUACUUUACAAUUUCGCUGAUCAGGGCCGUGUACUUCAACGACGCGUCCGAGGACCUGGUGCCCCACACGCUGCGUUUCCUGCACAUCGUCCUGGGCUUUGUGUUUGUCGCGCCGCCGUUUGCCGGACUCGUUGCGGACUCCUGCGGCAUCAUCGUUUGCAUGUUGUUGAUCAACACCUGUGGGACGCUGGUGAUCGUCGCGGCGUUCGUCGCGUACCAAGCCGAAGUCCUUUUCUUCGAGUACCUCGCCUCCUUCAUGUUCAUGUUGAACAUGGCGCUGAUGACGAAUCAGGUGUACUUCUACGUCGCUGACACAUUUCCUCAGUGCCAUCUGGGCAAGCUUUGCGGCUUCGCAUGCACAGUCGGCGGCGUGAUCUCGCUCUGCGUGACUGCGAUGUUCGAGUUCUCCGUCAAGCACGAGGGCGGCUUCACGAUCAUGCUCAGUCUGCUGUGCGCCCUGUCGGUGGUCACCUACCUCCUCAUCUGGAUGCUGCAGGCGACGGGUGCGAGGACGCGCAGAAGAAAGACUUCCCUCGCCGGACACCCCCAGGGUGACAGCGAAGAGACCGACCACAGACCCGGCACAGCGGCAGGGCCGCGGACGGAGUCUCCCACAGAGUCGCCGAUGGCGGGGACGCAGGCGCCGCUCUCGAGAGACUCCCAGCCGAUCAAGAGCCUCUCUGCAACCUACGGCCUGGCGUCCGAUUCCGUCUGAGAAAAACGUUCUCCUCGGUCUCGGAGACGAACCGAAAAAUGUGGUGAGGACAGAGCGCAUGCUCGACUCAGUGUUGUUUAACAUGAGGGAUGUUGGGCGGGCGCUUGAGCAGUCGGAACUUUUUCGUAGCUCUCGUGUACUAUUUGCAUGCUCGGUCGAGAGCAGAAAACGCGCUGCCUGCAACCCUGUCGCCACGGCGACCUGUACAGCCGCAUGCAGCGACGAAAAAAACCGGAGAGUCUGAGAAUAUUUGACCAGCAUAUCAAAGUCCAACUCGUUUUUCGUGGAUUCGAAGAGAGAGUGGACAUCUGCGAGGUGUCGCAGCUCGCGGAAACAGAGAAAGCGACCUUCCCUCGCUCCGAACACGAAUGUACAUGCAUGCAGUUCAGAGAGCAGCGCCCACAGCUAGAAGGGGGCGGUCUUCUGUGGCUCUUCCCUUUUCGUACGCGUUUCCGAAGACGCGUUCCACGCGCCCGAGGACAGUGAUUCUUCCUGCACUCGCGCUUGCUUUGACGCUCCAGGCGCCGAGACUUGCUGGCGGUGCGUACACGUCGGCACAAUCGACUGCCUUCGCAGUUUUGAACACUGCAAGGCCCGCGAGUGUCUCUGCUUGAGGCCGCGUGAGAGAUGGGAGAAUACGCCGAACGCGAGGAACGUUUUGCGUUCCUGUUGUUGCGAUCGGCGCGUCUCCUCUGCCGACCUGCGCGUAUGCGCAUCUCUGGAGAGAAACGCAUCCUUCUCGCCGAAAAGGGACGCGCAGUGUCCAUGUCUCUGUUUUCGAUGACGCUUCUCUACAGGACGAACCUGUUUUCCGCGUCUCUUGAUCGUGCAGCGGCCGGGGUCUGCAUCCCGUCUAUAAAACGGCCGUCCAGCUUCGGUGCAGAGAGACUUGCGAAAAAAAGCUUUGUCUACCGAUGUGGCGUUGAGGGAGCUCAAGCGAACCAAAUGUGAGAGACAGUGUUCUAGAAAGCAGAGUGAGACUCGCCGAAACAGUACGUUUCCUUUUGUUGAACGCAAGACCCACCCCAGGUCUCCGGCGUGUAUCUCUGGAGCUCAGAAGUGUACGUACAUGUAACAUGAGAUCCAUUUACGUAUUUAUACGCAUUUACUUGUGUCCGACUCGCGUAAUGUUGUUUGCUCCAUUUCUGUGAAGACUCCAGAGAGUUCGUUUCGCGCGCGGAAAAGUCGGUCUUGUUUUUGAGCUCUCGACUUCAAGAGCGAAGCGCGACAGAGAACACGAGCGAGCAAAAAGAGAAAACAACAAUCAGGUGACACUCUGAAACCCCGAGACGAAAAACAGAUUCCCCUCUC